Cutaneotrichosporon cavernicola is the source of this 5352-nucleotide messenger RNA. RefSeq lists its product as uncharacterized. Bases 1 to 5352 code for a protein of 1783 amino acids. Gene Ontology annotation, biological process: (1->3)-beta-D-glucan biosynthetic process; fungal-type cell wall polysaccharide biosynthetic process. Gene Ontology annotation, cellular component: 1,3-beta-D-glucan synthase complex; plasma membrane. Gene Ontology annotation, molecular function: 1,3-beta-D-glucan synthase activity. NCBI's taxonomy places the organism in Eukaryota, Fungi, Basidiomycota, Tremellomycetes, Trichosporonales, Trichosporonaceae. The record is from RefSeq and is a predicted model, not a curated record. The transcript is spliced from 4 exons.
AUGUCCAAUCCUUACGGCCAAGGUGGCCCACAGCCAUCCGACUUCUCGCAGUCGUCGGCCGGCGACCCAUUCAACACCCCACCCCCCGCUCUCUCCUAUGACGGUCAGCCUGGUGCUCCCGGCCCCGGCGGCCAGUACUCGUACUACAAUGAUAACGAGUCAGACAUGGGCGCCCGCUAUGAGGGUGGCGGUAUGGCUCGCGACACAUGGGCAAGUGAGAGCGGCUGGAGUGGUAACGGUGACCAAAACUACCCAGCAUCUGAGCAGUCCCACUACGGCCAGCAGGGGUAUCCCUCCCGUGCGUCUACUCCCACAUACACGGAGAGCAGGGACGGCCACCGCACCCGCGAGCCCUAUCCUGGAUGGUCCCAGGACCACAACAUCCCUCUCUCCAAGGAGGAGAUUGAGGACGUUCUCAUCGACCUUCAGAACAAGUUUGGUUUCCAGAAGGACUCGUGCCGCAACAUCUUCGACUUCCUCAUGAUCCAGCUGGACUCGCGUUCCUCCCGCAUGUCGCCCAACCAGGCCCUGUUGACGCUCCACGCCGAUUACAUCGGUGGCGAGCACGCCAACUACCGUAAAUGGUACUUUGCGGCGCAGCUCGACCUGGACGACGCCAUUGGCCAGGUUAACAACCCUGGUUUGGCUCGUGUCCGCUCCGUUGCGCGCAAGAACAAGAAUGCGCCCACUGGCUCGGCACAGGGCAAGUCGCUCGAGUCGGCUACCAACCGCUGGCGCACCGCGAUGAACAACAUGAGCCAGUACGACCGCCUGCGCCAAGUUGCUCUCUUCCUGUUAUGUUGGGGCGAGGCCGCACAGGUCCGCUUCAUACCCGAGUGCUUGUGCUUCAUCUUCAAGUGCGCCGACGACUACUACCGCUCUCCCGAGUGCCAGAACCGCAUGGACGCGGUGCCUGAGGGUCUCUAUCUCCGUGCCGUGGUCAAGCCACUCUACAACUUCCUACGUGACCAGGGCUACGAGGUGAUCGAUGGCAAGUUCUUGCGUCGCGAGCGCGACCACGACAAGAUCAUCGGCUAUGACGACGUCAACCAGCUGUUCUGGUACCCGGAGGGCAUUGCUCGUAUCCGCCUCACCGACAAGACGCGUCUCGUCGAUAUCCCUCCGUCGCAGCGCUUCCUGAAGUUUGACCGCAUUGACUGGAAUAAGGUGCUCUUCAAGACUUACCUCGAAAAGCGCUCAUUCGUCCACCUUCUCGUCAACUUCAACCGUAUCUGGGUGCUUCACAUCUCGGUCUUCUGGUUCUUCACGGCCUACAAUGCUCCCAAGGUCUACUCGCGGUCGAACUCGCAGAAGCCCACUGUUCCGAUGUCUUGGUCCAUGACUGCGCUCGGAGGCGCCGUCGCCACAAUCAUCAUGAUUCUUGCCACUAUCGCCGAGUUCAGCUACAUUCCGACCAGCUGGAACAACACUGCGCACCUUACGCGCCGUCUGCUUUUCCUUGCUGUCGUGUUGUUCCUCACACUGGCGCCGUCGAUCUACAUUGCAUUCUUCAAUCAGAGCGGCAACUUGUCGCUCAUCUUCGGCAUCGUACAGUUCUUCAUCUCGAUUCUUGCGACCAUCCUGUUCGGUAUCGUGCCUUCGGGCCGCAUGUUCGGUGACCGUGUCGCCGGCAAGAAUCGCAAAUACCUCGCGAACCAGACCUUCACGGCCUCGUACCCCUCGCUUUCCCUUGGUGGCCGUCUUUCGUCGAUUCUCUUAUGGGUCCUCGUCUUCAGCUGCAAGUUUACGGAGUCGUACUUCUUCCUCACCCUCUCGUUCCGUGACCCUGUCGGUGUCAUGACCGGCAUGGUCAUCCAGGUCUGCAGUGACAAGUACUUCGGCCGGGCGCUCUGCAUGAACCAGGCAAAGUUCGCCCUCGCCAUCAUGUUCUGCAUGGACCUCACGCUCUUCUUCCUCGACACGUUCCUCUGGUAUGUCAUUUGGAACACGAUCUUCUCUAUUGCGCGCUCGUUUGCCAUUGGCAUGAGCAUCUGGACGCCGUGGCGCGACAUUUUCUCGCGCCUGCCCAAGCGCAUUUACGCCAAGAUCCUCGCUACGAACGAGAUGGAGGUCAAGUACAAGCCCAAGGUGCUUGUCUCCCAGGUCUGGAACGCCGUCAUCAUCUCCAUGUACCGCGAGCACCUGCUCUCCAUCGACCACGUCCAGCGUCUCCUGUACCACCAGGUCGCAUCCGACCAGCCUGGCAAGCGCACUCUGCGCGCACCCGCCUUCUUCAUCUCGCAGGGUGACAACAAGUCCAAGAUGGAGUUCUUCCCCAAGGGCUCCGAGGCUGAGCGCCGUAUCUCGUUCUUCGCUCAGUCGCUCACCACGACCCUCCCAGAGCCUCUGCCAGUUGACUCGAUGCCGACAUUCACGGUCCUCGUUCCCCACUACUCGGAGAAGAUCCUCCUCUCGCUUCGUGAGAUUAUUCGCGAGGAAGACCAGAACACGCGUGUCACCCUCCUCGAGUACCUCAAGCAGCUUCAUCCGAUCGAGUGGGACAACUUCGUCAAGGACACCAAGAUUCUGGCCGAGGAGUCGAACAUGUUCAACCCAUCCAACCCCUUCGCCGGCGACGAGAAGGCCGACAACAAGCGCGCCGACGACAUUCCGUUCUACACUGUUGGUUUCAAGUCGGCCGCCCCCGAGUACACGCUGCGUACGCGUAUCUGGGCCUCGCUCCGUGCCCAGACCCUGUAUCGCACUGUCUCUGGCUUCAUGAACUACUCGAAGGCGAUCAAGCUCCUCUACCGUGUCGAGAACCCCGAGGUCGUUCAGAUGUACGGUGGUAACACCGAUCAUCUCGAGCGCGAGCUUGAGAGGAUGGCGCGUCGCAAGUUCAAGUUCGUCGUCUCCAUGCAGCGCUACGCCAAGUUCAACAAGGAAGAGCACGAGAACGCUGAGUUCCUACUUCGCGCAUACCCGGACCUCCAGAUUGCCUACCUGGACGAGGAGCCUGCUCGCAAGGACGGCGGCGAGGCGCGCAUCUUCUCGGCACUCAUCGACGGCCACUCGGAGAUUCUGCCCAACGGUCGUCGUCGCCCCAAGUUCCGCAUCGAGCUUCCUGGCAACCCCAUUCUGGGUGACGGCAAGUCGGACAACCAGAACCACGCUAUUGUCUUCUACCGCGGCGAGUACCUCCAGCUCAUUGACGCCAACCAGGACAACUACCUUGAGGAGUGCCUCAAGAUCCGCAACGUGCUUGGCGAGUUUGAGGAGUUCCAGGUCUCGCAACAGUCGCCGUACGCUCCCCAUGGCCACAAGGACUUCAAGAAGUUCCCCGUUGCCAUUGUCGGUGCGCGCGAGUACAUUUUCUCGGAGAACAUUGGUAUCCUCGGUGACAUUGCUGCUGGCAAGGAGCAGACGUUCGGUACGCUUGCGGCUCGCUCGCUGUCGUUCAUUGGCGGCAAGCUUCACUACGGCCACCCUGACUUCCUCAACGCUAUCUUCAUGAACACACGUGGUGGUGUCUCCAAGGCGCAGAAGGGUCUCCACCUCAACGAGGACAUUUACGCUGGUAUGAACGCUUUCGGUCGUGGCGGUCGCAUCAAGCACUCGGAGUACUACCAGUGCGGCAAGGGUCGUGACCUCGGUUUCGGCACCAUUCUCAACUUCCAGACCAAGAUUGGUACUGGUAUGGGCGAGCAGAUGCUCUCACGCGAGUACUACUACCUCGGCACCCAACUCCCAAUGGACCGCUUCCUCACGUUCUACUACGGCCACCCAGGUUUCCACAUCAACAACAUCCUUGUCAUGAUGUCGGUCCAGGUGUUCAUGCUCACCCUCGUCUUCCUCGGCACGCUCAACCAGUCGAUUGCCGUGUGCACCUACAAUGAGGCCGGCAAGAACCCUCUUCCUUCUGGGUGCUACAACCUUCAGCCCGUCUUCCGCUGGAUCAAGCGUUGCAUCAUUUCGAUCUUUAUCGUGUUCUGGAUCGCCUUCGUGCCCCUCUUUGUCCAGGAGCUCACCGAGCGCGGUACCGGCCGUGCCAUUGUCCGUCUCGCUAAGCACUUCAUGUCGCUCUCGCCCGUCUUCGAGGUUUUCUCGACUCAAAUCUACAUGCACUCGAUCAUCAACGACCUCACCUUCGGCGGCGCCCGCUACAUUGCCACCGGCCGUGGUUUCGCAACCACCCGCAUCUCGUUCAGCAUUCUGUACUCGCGUUUCGCGGGUCCUUCGAUCUACUUGGGUGUCCGCACCCUGGUCCUGCUGCUCUACAUCACGCUGUCGGUCUGGGUCCCGCACCUCAUCUACUUCUGGAUCACGGUCGUCGGUCUGUGCAUUGCGCCGUUCCUCUUCAACCCCCACCAGUUCUCGUACACCGACUUCAUCAUCGACUACCGCGAGUUCCUCCGAUGGAUGUCUCGUGGCAACUCGCGUACCCACGCCAACUCGUGGGUCGGCUACUGCCGUCUGUCUCGUACGCGCGUCACUGGUUUCAAGCGCAAGCGUCUCGGCCUCCCCUCGGAGAAGCUGUCGAGCGACAUGCCUCGUGCUCCUUGGCGUGCGAUCAUUGUCGGCGAGAUCCUGGGUCCGCUCGCCCUCGCAAUUCUCUUCAUCAUCUGCUACCUGUUCGUCCAGUCGUUCCCGGGCAACAUCUUCGAAGGCAACACUGUGCAGGUCCCCGCGUUACUCCGCAUUGCCGUCGUCGCCGUUGGCCCUAUUGUCUUCAACAUGGCCUUGCUCUUAGUUCUCUUCCUUGUCUCGGUCUUCCUCGGCCCGUGCAUCAACUCGUACACUACCCAGUUCGGCGCGAGCAUGGCUGCGAUUGCCCACCUGGGUGCUGUAGUUGGCAUGGUUGCGUUCUUCGAGUUCCUCUGGUAUCUCGAGCGCUGGAACGCGUCGCGCACCGUGCUCGGCAUCAUUACUGUUGUUGCUGUGCAGCGCUGCAUUUUCAAGAUCUUGAUCGCCGUCUUCCUGUCUCGCGAGUUCAAGCACGACGAAACCAACCGCGCCUGGUGGACUGGUGUCUGGUUCAACCGCGGCCUCGGCUAUCACGCGCUCAGCCAGCCGGCUCGCGAAUUCAUCGUCAAGACCAUCGAGAUGGGCCUGUACGCGGCGGACUUCAUCACCUGCCACUUGCUCCUCCUUCUUCUCACGUUCCCCAUGCUCAUUCCCUUCUUUGACCGGCUCCACGCGACCAUGCUGUUCUGGCUCUCGCCCAGCCAGCAGAUCCGCCCGCCGAUCUACUCGCUCCGUCAACGCAGCCAGCGCCGAAAGAUUGUGGUCAAAUACACCAUCGUGUACUUCCUCAUCCAAGCCUGCUUCAUUGCCCUUAUUGUCGUGCCCAUCAUCUUCAAGGUCGCGCUCAAGUGGGCACCCAAGGGCGCUCCCUUCAACGGCUCUAUCUAA